UAAAGCAAGCAUUGGGACAUUUGGUUUAAUAAAUGGGAUUUAUCUUUGCACUGGAAAAGAAGAUAUACCGUAAACAGUCAUCGCAAUGGCGGACAGAGAAAGUAGAUUUAUUCAACAAACUUUCUUCAAAAGACACUACUAGGGACAAGCUCAGUAGUCGAACAUUAAAACAUUUUUAAGAGACCCUGGGCAAUGGACCAAACGGCAAUUCACUAGAGGCACAAUCGUACAGACACCGCAUCCAGGCGCGUAGCAAGGGCCAAUUUGGGAUUACGCAGAUCGAAAUUAGUUCAUUGACAGACAGCUUGUUAACCCAUUCACUCCCUACCCCCCUUCGAAUGGGAGGCGGAGUUUAAUGAAAUGAAGGACGAGUCGAGCGACGUCAUCAACAUCAAAGAUUUUGUUGAGAAACUACAGAAGGAAGGCAAGAAUCCUACUCCUUCAGACGAAGAAGCCUUAUUAAAAUCUAUAGACAAAGAUGAAGAUGGGAAUAUCAGCCUUGAAGAAUACUGUUCCAUGCGAGAGAAUGCCCAGCAGAUGGCUUUCAGCAACGAAGACCCGACGAGUUCACUCAUGAUGGCGCUUAAAGAGUUUGACACGGACGGCGACGAAACUAUCUCAAAAGAUGAACUCCGAAACAUUCUGUCGGGGUUUGGAGAUUCGGAGCUUGACGAUCUGAUUGAGAGUGCCGACAAGAACAACGACGGCAAGCUCUCCAUUGGAGAACUUGCUGCUCUUAUGACGGAGAUGACCCAGUAAAGACACUGUGCUAACAGAGAUUUCUCACAUUUGUAUUCCAUAUGUUAAAAUGAUGUUUGUUGCUCUUCAUGAGACAUUAUACUUCAAUAAAGAAAUGUUAACGUUG
Mya arenaria is the source of this 865-nucleotide messenger RNA. RefSeq names its product calmodulin-like. Bases 361 to 759 code for a protein of 132 amino acids. NCBI's taxonomy places the organism in Eukaryota, Metazoa, Mollusca, Bivalvia, Myida, Myidae. The transcript is spliced from 8 exons. Gene Ontology annotation, molecular function: calcium ion binding; enzyme regulator activity; serine-type endopeptidase activity. The record is from RefSeq and is a predicted model, not a curated record.